UCCGUUUCCACCACCUGCAAUUGUCUCCAACAGUUCCAAUCCAAAACAACUGUCUUUGAUAAAAUAUCCGCCAUGAUCGGUCUGAGCAAGCUCCGCUCGGCGCUCACCGUGGUGUUUGCUGUCUCUGUUGUAGCCAUACUCGCUCAGCUCUUCUGCGUGAUCCGGCGACGGAGAAGGAUCCGUCGGCAGAGCGUCUCCGGCGGCGAGGAGAAUUCACUCUACAAUCCCUCAAAGGAGCUCUUCUACUUUUUCUGCUGGAAAAAUCAGUCCCGCAUCGAGCCCCAGCAAGCUCCUUCUCCCUCUCCGCCUCUACGCGCAGGAGAAACGGCGGAUAUCGACGACGUUUUGAAGUGGAGGGGACUGUACAUGUACGGACCGUCUAGGUUUUUGUUUACGAUAGAGGAGGAGGAGAGAGAGGGUGUGGACUCUGAGAACUGUUCUUCCUCGGAGAAAGGGAAGACGAAAUCGAAGAGGGUGAUUACGGAGGAGCGCGUUGGGGUCGUUGGGGUGUCGAGCUCGUUGCCAGUGGUGGCCGUGACGAUCGAUGUGGACGUAGCAACGCCGUUUUCAACGCCUUGUGCUUCGCCGCCUUACUACACUCCUUUGCCUUCUCCUACUCGUGAGAUGGAACCUAGGACCUGAUCAAAUCUGACACGCUCGUGAGGAAGUAACGAAACAAUUGCGGUUUGGGAAUUUGGACGCUGAAUGGUUGCAAAAAUAUCCCGAUGACAUGAGGAUGGUAUUUCCGGCGAUGACAAGCUGAAUGGGUGCGAAAAUGCUGUAAAAAUUUCCGACCAGGGAUAAGUUAUGGGCCGCGGAACUUGUUUAACAGUUUUGUAAUGUAUAUGUCCAAAUGUAUCCAUAGUGGACAAAGCAAUUCCUCUUGGUUCAUUACUGUUUUUGGUUCGUUUUCACUAUGCUUUGAGUAAAGGGUAUUAUACCUCUAAUAAUUGUUAAUUGUUCA
Molecule: messenger RNA, 964 nt
Organism: Corylus avellana
Lineage: Eukaryota; Viridiplantae; Streptophyta; Magnoliopsida; Fagales; Betulaceae
Source: RefSeq, a predicted model, not a curated record